This is a messenger RNA of Exophiala spinifera, 3159 nucleotides long. RefSeq lists its product as uncharacterized. The transcript has 2 exons. The record is from RefSeq and is a predicted model, not a curated record. Lineage: Eukaryota; Fungi; Ascomycota; Eurotiomycetes; Chaetothyriales; Herpotrichiellaceae. Gene Ontology annotation, cellular component: cytoplasm. Bases 1 to 3159 code for a protein of 1052 amino acids. Gene Ontology annotation, biological process: chromatin remodeling.
AUGGCUCAAAUAAGGCAGCAGGCUUUUCUACGCCUACGCGCACCGUGCGUCGAGCUCAGCUCGACUGCAUUGAAGUUCAAAGCGAAUCAGGUAUCAGCCAAAGCCGUGCUGCUCGCUCUCGAACCGGUCUAUCAGGCAUUGCAAUCCCUCGGCAAUGAAAACUUGCUGGAUGCGAAACUGGCGGAAUAUGCCUUUUUCCCACUGACGCACAUAUUCAACCAGUCGAGACAAUUCCCUUCAUCGGUCCUCGAACUGACGGUUAAAUGCGUUCACAUUCUGGUGUCUCAAGGAUGGCGAGACAAGAUAGCGCCAGAAAUGGGCAAGCAAUUGCUAAUUCUGAUGGGAUUGUUAGUCUCCCCCUCGGCUGGCCAACACAGUGAACCUGCUACGGAUGAGCUUAAGGUAGCGGCUUUUGAUUGUAUGUCGGAUCUUAUCCUACAGUUGAGCAAAUCCGGAGCAGAUGUCCUCGAAGGGCCCGGUGAGAGACGCAUUGUGGACCAACUCGUUUAUCAAUUGCUCGAGUCCAUGGCAGAUGCCCCGUCAGAUAUGGUUCAAAGAAGUGCUGCCCAGGCAUUGUUUCAACUUGUCAACUCCAUCACAGAUCGGCCCUUGCUUGCGAGCCUUCUACCGCGCACUGUGUCUACGCUAGUCAAAGUGUUAAGACCGAGUACUGAAGCUCGUCGAACGAGAAAAGUUCUCGUGGCAUACCUGAAUCUUCUGACAAUCCUUCUGAAAAAGGUCCUUGCCGAUAGUGCUGUGUCCUCCACGAGCAUAGACAUGGUCGGUAGAACAAACGACGAUACUAUCAUUCUUGACGAAGCAUGGCUUGAGGCCACCGUACCGCAGAUUGACAUAGCCUUGGUGCAGGUGAUUAAACUCCGAACGCACGACAGUCCUGAAGUGUCAAAGGCUCUUCUUGAUCUCUGCCUCACCAUUAUCGAAGACUGUCCGCAGACUCUAGCACGAUCGCUGCCUCUGAUUGUGGAGACAUUAGUUGUCCUCUGCAGAUUUUCAGAGUCUUCAGAGGCGAACGCAGCGCUUAGACAUAUCAUGAUAUCAAGGCAAGAUGUCUUGGACGUUUUGAAAGCAAAAUUCUACGAUUGGAGCCAGGCACUACCCCGGGUAAUGCAGGGGAAUGAUGAUAGACCGAAGCAGCAUAUGCUGGACCAAGUCGCGACUUCAUUUCUGGCUUUGACGGACGUAUCAGAUUCGAUGUACGAGCUGAAUGCCGCCAUUGGAUCUAUAUUGGUCGACGGAAUAUCCGCAGCGAUUGCUUCUACAUCAACAAAGUCCAGUUUGGUGAACGAGGCGCCAUAUUCUUCCGGUGCUGAUCUCAUUCCAAAUGCAAGGCAGGCCGAGAGGACUUUUGCGCCGGUAGUGUUGAAUCAUCAGAGCCAGCGAGGUUCUACACAAGCAAUCAACAAGCUUAUCGAAGCUCUCAAAGACCAUCAGUCCGCCAAGGCUGUAACGCGCAGCUUGAUAGAUCAUAUCCAGGAUCCUGACAACAAUCGCAGUCUUUCAGCCACGUGGCUCGCGUUGCGCUUCGUCCAGGGGCGAGCUGGACAGCUCAUCGAUAUGGACGACUUCAUCAUGGGUGAAUCAUCCCCUUCAGAUUUGUCUCUUUCCCGUCCGUUCCUGAUCUCCGACCUCUAUGCAAUGACUUUACCUUGGCUUCUAGAGUCCUCUGAGUCAUACAACAUCGAUAAGGCCGACUGGCGGCUAAUUGCAUUCUCACUCGAAGCUCUCGUCUUGCAAGCAACACAGCUCGGCAGCUCGUACAGACCAGAAUUGGUGGAGACAUUGUUCCCGGUGUUGACUCUGCUCGGAUCUCGAAACCCUAUGCUUCAGCAACACGCAAUGACUACGUUGAAUCUACUAGCCACGGCUUGUGAUUAUGCGUCAGUAUCCGAGCUGCUCAUCGAGAAUGUUGACUACCUCAUUAAUGCUCUCGCCCUACGAUUGAACUUGUUCGAUGUGUCGCGCGAAGGCCUUCAGGUUCUUUCGAUGAUGAUCAGAUUAUGCGGCGCCAAAGUGUUACCUUACCUCGAUGAUCUGAUCGGUAGCAUCUUCGGGGCAUUAGACAACUUUCACGGAUACCCUGCGCUUGUCGAACAGUUGUUCGAGAUCCUAAAGCUGGUAGUGGAGGAGAGCACGAAACAGCCCGAGCUUCUUGCAAUCGAUUCUGGAACUCCUCCUAAGGAUCAGCGAAUAACCCAAUCCAAUACGUCUACAUUUGAGGACAUCAUAAACGACUUACAAGCAAGGAAAGAGCGCAAAAGCAAGACUGACGAUGAGCACGAGCAAAUAACAUCGGCGCCACAUCGGCCAUGGUCAAGUACAAAUACAGACAAUCAUGUAGAGGACGAUGACCCACAGCAUGAAGGCGAGGGCGAGGGCGCAGAAGAGGAGCCACCUGCACCUGCUGACAAGAGCAACGGAGCUGCUGUGUCAAAAGCCCAUCAACUUCUUCUCAAUAUUGGCCAAGCAGCAGGACCGCAUCUCUCGUCUCCUUCGGCAAAGGUACGGCUUACUCUUCUGGCAUUACUCCAAGACUUGUGUCUUCUACUAGAAAAGGAUGAGAAUUCGUUCCUGCCCCUCGUCAAUGCUGUUUGGCCUGCAGUCGUACCCCGACUAGUAUCUAGCAAGGACAAGUCCAUGCAUGAUAUGCCAUACACGAUCCAGGCCGCAGCUGAUACCAUUGCCAUCAUCUGCCAGGCCGCCGGGAAUUUCAUGUCGAGCAGGAUCGACGAGAUAUUCUCAGAUGCUGAGGCACUCUUUCGCCAAACCUACGAGUCUCUAUCUGCAUUGAAGACGGGACGAUUUCCUCACACAGGAGGAAACGUGCAACUGAACAACUCAAUGGUAUCCUCUGAACAAAGUCUCGCCCUGAGAGUCAGCGGCGAGCCGGGGGACGGCGGUGUCUCCAGAUAUUCUGUCGAUACCACUUCGAGAUCUUCAAACGUGCAACUCCUGGGUGCCUUGACUGGGCUAUUUGUCUCCAUCUUGAACAACGUUCGGGUUUCCGACGACAAUGCAGAUAGAGCUUUUACUCUUCUUGCACCACUCCUAGAUUCACGGUUCGGAGAGCAAGUCAGGCCGGCCUUGGUAAACUACAAUGAAGACGCCGUAUGGCUCCUUGAGAGGCAGUCGAAAGACUGA